Messenger RNA from Panthera uncia (snow leopard), 6903 nucleotides. RefSeq names its product ciliogenesis associated kinase 1 (gene CILK1). The transcript has 14 exons. Gene Ontology annotation, cellular component: nucleus; cilium; cytoplasm. The record is from RefSeq and is a predicted model, not a curated record. Lineage: Eukaryota; Metazoa; Chordata; Mammalia; Carnivora; Felidae. Gene Ontology annotation, biological process: protein phosphorylation; intraciliary transport; intracellular signal transduction. Bases 2696 to 4594 code for a protein of 632 amino acids. Gene Ontology annotation, molecular function: protein serine/threonine kinase activity; ATP binding.
AGGCUCAUUCCCACUGCAGUGUCAAGGCUCACACUGUUCUCCUAGAAACUUCCUCCCUCCUCCCCACUCUCCCAUGCAAAUCUUACCCACCCUCUGAGGAGGAGACCAGCUCUCCUUCUUACCUAAUGUCUUCUCUAGCUACUCACUCCUCUUCUCUUUCUUUAAAGUCUUAAGAUUCUUGUUUGUUAAUUCUUCAUUAUAUUGGCUGUAUUGAUCUCUAAUUGGUUUAGGUUAUUUUAAGCCUCUUUAGGGCAGAAGCCAUAGUUUAUGCGUGGUGAUGUGGUGUCCCGGGCUUUGGAGUCAGGCAGAAUUGAGGUCAGGGCCUGACUCCACUUAUUACUCACGUGGCCUUGUGGGAUACUCCUAGCAUUUGAAAGGGGAAAUGCCUUCCCCAGCAUGUGGUGGUGCAAAGAUGCCCUACGGUGCCUCAACAGUGCCUGACAUACACUUAACUAAAAUCUGCCCAUCCCUCACAGUGACUCAAAGGGGCCUGAACAUGUAGCACCUAUUUGGUAGGUAUUUGUUGACUGGCUUGUAGUAGACUACAAGUCAUGGCUCAGAGGACACGGCGACCACGCGGUGAAUCCUCCGUGAGUGUUAUCCUGCCCUUACUUAACAUGGCUUGAGCUGAGGUUAUCCCUGGCUGCAGCUCUGCUUCUGGGAUCUGUUGCUGUUUUUCCAUCUGAACCUUGCCAGGAACACUACUGCCUUCUCGUUUGUUUGUUUGUUUUUCUCUCACAGCGUCUCUUGCGGAAAGCGCCUCCGUUUCAUUUUGCAGGACCUUGCUGAGUUGGAGUGUAUCUAGCCCUUCUUUGUUUCUGUAUGUGGGGUAUGUGUGAGUGUCUCUAUUUACGGCAGGACUGCUUGCAUGGUGCUUUCUUGGCAGAAUUCUGGGUACAGUGACCCUUCUGUGGAUGUUGACCCCUCAGCCUGUGAGUAGGGUCUCACUGAACUGUAAAUUCUCUCAUUGGCAGGCUUUGCCAACCACAGCAUCCUGAGAGGGGCCCUAUGAGUAGAGAAUUAGAAGGACCUCAGAUGUGGUUGAUGUGGUUGGCUGGGAUUAUGCACAGAGGUGUGCACAGGAUGACUGACACACACACACGUGUUGUUUGGGGGUACGGUGCAACUGUAUCAUAGGUUGUGACUGUGCUCACCUUGAAACAGUUCUGACUUUCUUAUCAAUACACAGGUGUUCUAGAAAGUUACCUUAUAAAAACAGUUGGGUAAAGCAAACUAUUUUGUGGGGCGAAUUGCAUUCAAAUGCUGUGUGUUUAUGGCAGGAAGAAAUCAGAAAUGUCUUUACUUGCAGCCAAAGAAAUGAAAGAAGAAACACAGGUCUUCUCAAGAUGGUAAGGAAAGUUGAUGUGGGCAUUCACGCUCAAUCCCUCUGCUCCUGGUGAGGUGCUGUGUGAUGCUGGGAAAAUACUACUAUUCAUCUGAUCCUAGGGAAUUACUCAGUCCAAGCGGAAAGCUUCCAUUCCUGAUUUCCUUGCAGGGAAACUGAAAUGUCCUUGCACAGUGAGUAAGUGCCUGACUCGCUGCUUUGUAAGUCGGGAACCUUCAUAGAAAGAGUGCUUGUGGUGGGGCUCACCUGUGCAGGUGGAAUCAAACCCUAUGUGUGUUGACCUGUGAGGUUGUCUCAGAGUUUGAAGAAACUACAUCUUUGGAAGUCUGCCUCCUUUUUUUAAAUAUGUGGUUCAGGAUUAACAAUAUAUACUUUCUACAAAAGGGGAAAUGGGGAGCAUUUGAUAUAUCAUUAAUAAAUUCUUAAAACACUUCUUAUAUUCACACAUUAAAAAGUAUGCUAGUCUGGAGCACCUGGAUGAGUCAGUCAGUUGAGCAUCCGACUCAAUUUUGGCUUAUGUCAUGAUCCCAUGGUUGUGGGAUCAAGCCCCACAUCAGGCUCUGCAGUGAGCAUGGAGCCUGCUGUAGAUUCUCUCUCUUUCCCUUUGUCCCUGUCCCCUGCUCACUCUCUCUCUCUCUCUAAAAUGAAGGUGAAAAAAAAAGUUAUAAAAGUAUGCUACUCUGAAGAUAACCAAGAUUCUAUUCGUAGUAAUGAGGUCUCAAGAUCUCAUUGGUAAAGUGAGAGUAUUGCAUAAUCAUUAAGGUCCCAUAUAGGAAAAAGAAAAUCUAAUUCUGUAGUCUAAAUUUCCCUCAACCUUAAGCUGUGUCUAUGAUCUUAGCAUUCAAUCUAUAGUAAUUAGUAUUGGGUUAUAUAUUAUCUUACUUUAAAUUUUUCCUGAAUUUUAAGUUUGUCACCUUAACUCAAUUUUUUUAAGUGAAAGGACCAUGACGGUACCUCACAUUUCCUUUGAUAUGUUUUCCCCCACACCUGGGGCUGUGAGUAGCCACUUGAUAAAUGUGCAGUGAUGGCCAGGAACUUGUGAGAGCCCCAUAUUUCUGAGGAAAGAUCAAUGUGAGUCAUAUUUUACCUUGUAGGUGUAAUACGACCUGUGAGGAAGUGCUGAUAACAUGUGACUGCCCUCAUGGUUACUAUGAAAGAUAAUGGCCCAGAGCCAGAAGGCAGAAGACUGAUCUUUGAAAAUAUGUAUUUGGGAGAUAGUCACGUUCUGUUGAAUACCUUGUGCUGGUGCUGCCAUCGAAAAAUCUGGUUACACUCCGGGGAGGCCUGCUGCCUCUGCAGGACUGCACCGCCUCGGCCCUGAGAUGAGUGUCCGGCCUGAGCGGGCACACCAUGAAUAGAUACACAACGAUCAAGCAACUUGGGGAUGGAACCUAUGGUUCCGUCCUACUGGGACGAAGCAUUGAGUCUGGGGAGCUGAUUGCUAUUAAAAAAAUGAAAAGAAAGUUUUAUUCCUGGGAGGAAUGCAUGAACCUUCGGGAGGUUAAGUCUUUAAAGAAGCUCAACCACGCCAAUGUUGUAAAAUUAAAAGAAGUUAUCAGGGAAAAUGAUCAUCUUUAUUUUAUCUUCGAGUACAUGAAGGAAAAUCUUUACCAGCUCAUUAAAGAAAGAAAUAAGUUGUUUCCUGAAUCUGCUAUAAGGAAUAUCAUGUAUCAGAUAUUACAAGGACUUGCAUUUAUUCACAAACACGGCUUCUUUCAUAGGGACUUAAAGCCUGAGAACCUCCUCUGCAUGGGCCCAGAACUUGUGAAAAUUGCAGACUUCGGGUUGGCCCGAGAGAUCCGAUCAAGACCCCCAUACACAGACUAUGUAUCCACCAGAUGGUACAGGGCUCCAGAAGUGCUCCUGAGGUCUACCAACUACAGCUCCCCCAUUGACAUCUGGGCAGUGGGCUGCAUCAUGGCAGAAGUGUACACCCUCAGGCCACUCUUCCCUGGGGCCAGUGAAAUUGACACCAUCUUCAAAAUUUGCCAACUGUUGGGGACACCGAAAAAGACCGACUGGCCUGAAGGCUACCAACUUUCAAGUGCAAUGAACUUCCGCUGGCCCCAGUGCGUACCCAAUAACUUAAAGACCCUGAUUCCAAAUGCUAGCAGUGAAGCCAUUCAACUCCUGAGAGACAUGCUUCAGUGGGAUCCCAAGAAACGGCCAACAGCUAGUCAGGCGCUUCGAUAUCCUUACUUCCAGAUUGGGCAUCCGCUGGGCAGCACCACACAGAGCCUUCAGGAUUCAGGAAAACCACAGAAGGAUGUCCUGGAAAAGGCGGGCCCCCCUCCUCACAUUAAGCCGAUCCCACCUGCCCAGCCCCCAACCAAGCCACACACACGGAUUUCUUCGAGACAGCAUCAGGCCAGCCAGCCCCCUCAGCAUCUCAUGUACCCCUACAAAACAGAGGCUUCCAGGACAGACCACCUGAACCAUCUUCCAGAGGACAAGCCAAGCCCGUUGCUCUUCCCGUCCCUCCAUACCAAGAAUCCUCAGUCGAAAAUGCUGGCUGGCCUGGAACACAAAAAUGGGGAGAUCAAGCCAAAGAGUAGGAGAAGGUGGGGUCUUGUGUCCCGGUCCACAAAGGAUUCCGAUGACUGGGCUGACUUGGAUGACUUGGAUUUCAGUCCAUCCCUCAGCAGGAUGGACCUGAAAAACAAGAAGAGACAGAGCGAAGAGACCCUCUGCAGAUUUGAGAGUGUUUUGGACCUGAAGCCCUCUGAGCCCAUCGGUACAGGAAAUAGCGCCCCCACCCAGACCUCUUAUCAGAGGCGAGACACCCCGACCCUGAGGUCCGCGGCCAAGCAGCACUACUUGAAGCACUCCCGAUACUUGCCCGGAAUAAAUAUAAGAAAUGGCAUACUUCCAAAUCCAGGCAAGGAUUUCAUUCCAUCUAACCCAUGGUCUAGUUCUGGUUUGUCUGGAAAAUCUUCAGGGACAGUAUCGGUAAUCAGCAAAAUAAAUUCAGUUGGUUCCUGCUCUACAAGUUCUAGUGGACUGACUGGAAACUAUAUCCCCUCCUUUCUAAAAAAAGAAGUUGGUUCUGCUAUGCAGAGGGUACACUUGGCACCUAUUCCAGACCCUUCCCCUGGCUAUUCUUCCCUGAAGGCCGUGAGACCUCAUCCUGGGCGACCUUUUUUCCACACCCAGCCUAGAAGCACUCCCGGGUUGAUGCCCCGGCCUCCGGCUGCCCAGCCAGUGCAUGGCCGGACGGACUGGGCUUCUAAGUACGCGUCUCGGCGAUGACUGUGCCGAAGCUUCUGGGGGUGCAGGAAAGCAGGACACGGUCCCUCCACCAACUGGUGUUCUGCUGGCAAGAAGCUUGCGGAUGGUGUAAAAGCAAACCAACACUUUAUAGUUGUUCUUCUGAAUGAAGACAUUUCAAUAUUCUUUAAAAAAAUUUUUUUUAAAUAUUGAUUUGAACGCAGUACCCUUUUUUUGUACAAAAUUAUUUUAUUCUAAAACUGGGUCCCAUUAUUUUCUUAAACAGCGGCAUUUUGUAUAUAUGGAUUAUGUUUUAGCAUUUUAUACAGUCAACUUUGUAAUGAACUUUUUAAAAAUUAAUUGACUUUCCUUUGGGGUUCCAGAUAAUAUUUUAUACAGAUUUUUAAAAAUUUAAUAAUAUUGAUGCAGUAUUGCAACAGGGGUGCAAUUUAAGGCUACAUGAUAGAGGGUUAUUUACUCAAUGCGUGCAGAUAUUUGUGAAGUGGUUAAAUUUUAAAUGUGGCACAUUGGCACUUCAGGCUCUCUUGGACCAGUGUCAGCCCUAGAGAAAUGAUCUUCUGCUUUUCUCAAUAUCAUGUUAUUCGUUUGACUUUUUUGAUACCACUGUGCUGUUCUGAAAGUACCAUUAUGCAGUUCAUUUCAUUUUGUGUUUCCCAAAUGAAAGAACUCUUAAGUAAAUAUUUUUUGAAAUGUUUACAACAACGCUUUAUGGUGGUUGGAGAUAAGCGAAUGAAACCGAGCUUUACCACGCUAGGCCGUCAUAUUCUAUUUUUCUUCUAUUUUUGAAAUCAAACUGUGUAAGUUCCCACAGAAGGGAAGCUUUUCAGGCCAACAGGUUUUUAACAUAAAGGUUAACACAGUCAGUUAAACUUAGAUCCCUGCCAGGAUGCACGACCAAAAAGCUAAGUUUCAAAGCAGCAGAAGGGUUUUUUAUUAUAAUAAGUGAUCAGAUUUUGCAUUCAGCUUAGUUCUCCAGGCCUGGCUAGGAACAAACAAUGAAUAAUCUUCUGUCCUAGCUAAACUCUCAGGGCACGUUGGGGAGCAGGAACUUACCUGGGAAGUCACGGUUACCAUGAUGUUAGUGUCCAUAGCGUGCCACAUUUGAACUCUUAACCCUUGUGUAGCUUCUUCACACAGUGGGAACUCUAUUUGUUGGGCAGAGGCUGUUCCAUUGAGAGGAAUGUUUACAGCAAUUUUGAAAAUGACAAAGCUAGUUUGGAGACAGAAAAAGACAAAAGGUCCACUCUUCAUCCAUCUCUGUAGGGCAUUGUGCCUCCACCCAUGGUUACCUGAAAGGCAGGAGGGAAGGUCUUCGCCAGUGAACAAGAUACAAACUCAAUAGCACAUUGACUCACAUUCUGCCAAGCUACUCUUAUUUGGUUCCAGGUUCCAACGUAUAGCAAAUUGAGCCACAUGAAGUUGUCAUUUCUGUAGGUUAAAAAGAUACAUUGCAGUGAAUAUUGGCACUUUGAUUUGAUUCAACCCAAUAAGUUGGUAAAUGACUGCUUUGACGUAUUAGUAACGUGUUGCAGCCUGAACAAAUUGCCAUGGCUCCCGAAGAGCCCUAAUCUAAAUCACGGAGUAAUUUUUGCUUUGGAGAAUCUGGCUCAAAAAUGUACUUGACCAAGCACUAUGAUCCCUAGGGGCACAAGAAAAGCACAUGAUGGAUGUGGAUUUGGUAGGUAAUAUUUUCUGUUCACAAACUGGCAGCAAAGCUUCAGAAAACAAAUAUGUAUAUGUAAGCACAACUUGAAGCUGAACUCACUUCUGUAUUAUAUGCUCAAUUCAUUAUCUAAAGCAACAGAAAGUGUGUUUUCAGAGAUGAGUCCUUUACUGCAAUUAAUAUUUAUUUUCCCUUUCUGUAUUAUGUAUAAAAAGUAAGUGAAUCUGUAACCUGACCCAGCUUGCUGGAAAGCUGGUUUUAAAUUGUACAUACCUCUUAGAGAAGCUAAUGGAUUGUGAAUAUCAUAUGUGUGGCCCUCUAGCUUAUGUUGAGGUCAUUACAUUUUUUAAAUUAAAAAACCUAGUUACCUGGUUGUUACACAUUAUAAAUUUGUUUUUCUAAUACUUUUGUGGGCCCAAACUCAGAAAAUAUCUCCGUUUUCAUCCUCUUACGUUUUCCUUUAUUUGUGAGUAAACAACUCCUCUUAGGAAGCUGAACAUGUUUAUCCACGCGAAAGUUGAGCAGCAGAUGUGCGGUUUAGAAAAACAGAAGACUGAAAAAGCAAUGUGAAUUCUAAAGAACUAGCAAAAUCCUAGGAAGUUCUCUUUUUUUCCCCCUGAAAUGGAUAAAGGGCAGAUGUGUAUACAAGCUGUUUACUAUAAAAGGG